Suillus paluster is the source of this 318-nucleotide messenger RNA. RefSeq lists its product as uncharacterized. Bases 1 to 318 code for a protein of 105 amino acids. The transcript has 2 exons. The record is from RefSeq and is a predicted model, not a curated record. Lineage: Eukaryota; Fungi; Basidiomycota; Agaricomycetes; Boletales; Suillaceae.
AUGGCAUACUCAGACAGGUCGAUCUCAUCAAGUUCUUCUACUUCAUCUCCUCCUUCUCAGCUUGUUGCAUUACCGUCCAUGACCCACUCUCUGGCAGCUUUGCCAACCAUGUCUGCGGUUCCACAAGACAUGCUUCAUUAUUCGAAUUCAGGGUCGCACAGCAGAGCAAAGGCAACGCUCACUGUACGCUUGGUCCACUAUUCAUCGUCACAGCUUUUAAUUCCUGUUCAUCAGACACAUGACACACGACGCACACCCAGUCCGUCGUGCGAGGACGGGCACAUUACCGUCCGAAGACAAAACACUACUAGACGUUAG